Heterostelium album PN500 is the source of this 1143-nucleotide messenger RNA. RefSeq lists its product as uncharacterized. The record is from RefSeq and is a predicted model, not a curated record. The transcript has 3 exons. Lineage: Eukaryota; Evosea; Eumycetozoa; Acytosteliales; Acytosteliaceae. The coding region runs from base 1 to 1143 and encodes 380 amino acids.
AUGCAAUCAGUUAAACAAUUUCUCGUUGACCAAUACACUAAACUUCAUUUCAAUCCAGUUGAUCUCAAAGGAAAGGUGAUCAUUGUCACUGGAAGUAAUAUUGGAAUUGGUUUUGCAACUGUUCAACAUCUUCUAAAGAUGAAUCCAGAGAGAAUUAUUAUGGCUUGUAGAAAUAUGGAGAAAGCUAAAGAAGCAAUCUCCAAACUACAAAAUGAUAAUGGUGUAGCUAUUGAGGCGUGGCAAUUAGAUAUUUCUUCGUUUGAAUCAAUUAAAUCAUUUGCAAAGAGAUUUCAAGAUUCUUCAUUGCCACUUCACAUACUGAUAAACAAUGCCGGACUCGGUGGAAACAUGCCUUUCUCGUUGACAAAGGAUGGACAUGAAACAAUGUAUGGAACAAAUCAUCUUGGAACUACGCUGUUGACAUUGCUACUGCUGCCAGUGAUAAGAAAGACUGCACUUGAGAAUAAUGUUUAUCCAAGAAUCAUUAAUUUGGCAUCGGAAGUUCAUCUUUGGACCAACUUUUCAGUAAAAGAUAAACCCAAUAUUAUCAAGGCAAUGGAUGACCCAAAUUUGAUAGUUGGAUUCGAUAGAUACUCGAUAUCAAAGUUGAUGAAUGUUAUGUUUACAAAGAGUCUGGCGAAACACCUUCAAGAAUCAAACCAAGCAGAAGAUAAAAAGAUUUCGGUCUACUCUAUCAACCCUGGAAUGGUUACAUCAGACCUCGGUUUAAAAGAUGAUAAAUCAUGGUUGUCUAAACUUGCUUUCAAGACACUCAAUACAGUUUUAAGUUAUAUUAUUGCAAGAACACCAGAGGAAGGAUCAAAAACAACUAUUUUAGCAGCAACCAGUGUCGAUUACGGUGUUGAAAGUGGAAUUGAAAAUGGUAUCUAUUUCUCUGCUUGUAAACCAGCAAAAGUAAAUGCUUUGUUGGAUGGUGAAGAAGGUCAAGCUUUAUUAGAAAGAUUAUGGAAAGAAACACUUCAAGUUCUUCCGGUAGAAGUACAAGAUAAAUUAAAAACUGAAUUGUUUUUUAUCUGCAUAAAUUCCGACUUUAACUCAAGUGGUAGAGUGUUUGACUGUAGUAAGAAUCACAAGAGAUAUCAAAAGGUUGCUAGUUCGAGUCUGGCAAGUCGGAUCUUUUAA